CACUUGUCCGCAAGGACUACCUCCGACCUCACGACACACAACAACAUACUGGAGCCAGGCCGCCGCAAUGAUUCUCCGGAACCCACUGGCCGUGCUCGGCGCUUUGUGCUUGUCGACGGUGUCAAUCCACGCCAUCUCGCCAGCCGACAUCCCGUCGGACGUUCCAGUGUCGCAAUUGAUCGAGUCGGCCAACUCGUAUCUGGCACGUGGAAAGGCGCAGGAUGCACUCGUCUACUUCGACGCCGCCGUGCACAAGGACCCGAGCAACUACCUCACACUCUUCAAGCGUGGCGCAACGUACCUCUCGCUCGGCAAGAACCAACAGGCGAACAAGGAUUUCGAUCAAGUGCUUGUUCUAAAGCCCGGCUUCGAAGGCGCUCUACUCCAGCGAGCCAAGAUUCGAAGCAAGAACGCAGAUUGGGAAACUGCCAAGCAGGACUACAUCGCUGCUAAGAAGCAAGAGACACAAGAAUGGGCUGAUUUGCUUGAGGCUGAGGGGGGCGAGAAGAUGUCGGCAGAUGCGGAGAAGGAGGGCAAGUGGGAAGAGUGUGUGACACAAGCCAGUACCGCUAUCAUGGUGGCCAGCACCGCCCUCGAGCUGCGGCAGCGGAGAGCACGAUGUCGGUUUGAGCAAGGUCAGAUCAUGGAGGCCAUUGCCGAUCUCAACCACGUUCUGCAGAUCAACCCAGGUAAUCCUGAGCCAUACCUUCAGAUCUCGGCCAUGUCCUUCUACUCUCUCGGCGAGACUGAGAAGGGCACAGCGUCCGUGUCUAAGUGCUUGCAGAACGACCCGGACAACAAGGCGUGCUCGAAGCUGCGGAAGAGCGAGAAGGCGAUAGAGCGUACGCUCAAGAAGUUCAAUACAUUGAAGGAGAAGCGGCAAUUUGCCUCGGCGGUCAAGCUGCUCAUUGCGCAAGGCGAAGAUCCUGGUCUCAUCCAGGAAGUCAAGGACAACGUCAAGACGUGGCAAGAAGCAGGCUACAUCCAUUCCAAAGCACCCAACGGUCUCUAUGGCUCGCUCGUCGAAUCUGCGUGCGAAGCGUAUACGGAAAUGAACAACUUCAAGAAGGCCACACCUUUCUGUGACGAAGCUCUUACCUACAACGACCGCUCUCUCCCUGCUCUUCUCAACAAAGCUCAACGCCAGAUCGACGCGGACGAGUUUGAGCCCGCUCUCGGCACAUUGAAUCAGGCUCAAGAAGAGCACGGCCGUACUCACAAGAUCCAAGAACUCAUGCAGAAAGCUCAGCAGCUCCUCAAGCGUUCCAAACAAAAAGACUACUACAAAGUCCUCGGCGUCUCGCGAGAUGCCGACGAGCGUGAGAUUAAAAAGGCCUUCCGCAAACUCACUGUCCUGCAUCACCCUGACAAGGCAGCCAAGAAUGGUAUCACGCAAGAAGAAGCACAGAAGAAGAUGGCUGCUAUCAACGAAGCCUACGAAGUCCUGUCUGACCCAGAGCUCAAGGAGCGUUUCGAUCGAGGAGAAGAUCCAAACGAUCCUCACGCGAGCAAUGGAGGGAAUCCGUUCCAAGGCUCACCUUUCGGACCUGGCCAGCAGUUCUUCUUCCAGCAAGGCGGCGGUGGCGGACGUACUCAAUUCAAGUUUCAAGGAGGAGGUGGUGGUGGGAUGCCUAUCAAUUUCGGGGGAUUCCCAGGCGGGUUUCCAUUUGGUUGAAAGUGUUUUGAAUGUGUCUUCGGCCAUGUAUCACGGGAGUUCUGGGAAUUACCUACAUUCACCUAGCGUGGGCAUAAACGGCGGAAUUGGGAGUUUAUAUGGGAUCACAGGCGAUACCAAGGGGUGCAUAUGACUGGCUGGCGUUUAAUGCAUAGAGGUGUGCAUAACGAUGCUGCUGCCACUUGUUUUAAUAGCUCUAUCUGCUUUUCUGAUUGAGUUCUUUUCCUUCCGCUAGUGGGAGGGAAUGGAUUAGACUAGAAAUCACGAUUGUAUGAUUGCUUCAUAUCGGGGC
Cercospora beticola is the source of this 1967-nucleotide messenger RNA. RefSeq names its product tetratricopeptide repeat protein. The record is from RefSeq and is a predicted model, not a curated record. Gene Ontology annotation, molecular function: protein-folding chaperone binding; misfolded protein binding. Gene Ontology annotation, biological process: protein folding in endoplasmic reticulum. Gene Ontology annotation, cellular component: endoplasmic reticulum. Lineage: Eukaryota; Fungi; Ascomycota; Dothideomycetes; Mycosphaerellales; Mycosphaerellaceae.